UUUCCACUCCCUCCUCCUCCCCAGCCCCCAUGUCCGCAUUCCUCAACAAGCUGCGCCACCCAUCCGCCUCGGCAGACUCUCGCACGCGCCGCUCCCCCUCCAGCUCUACCCUCGCAGACAACGACGCGCCCCCGGCGUCCCAGCAAGCACCCUCCCCGUCCCCCCAGAGAACAACAGGCGCAUCCGGCAGUCUCUUCAUCGAAAACUUUGACCAGUCUCCCCAGCCAGCCGAGCCGAGCGGGUCUCCGCAGCUGCCCGUCGCAGAGCCAUCCUCUCCUCGCCCAAAACGCCAUCCAAGCCCGAUGCCCGAGCCGCGCACCACGCCCAGCAGACCUGCACCACUCCAGGUGGCAGACUCUGGCCCCCGUCCGGCGGGCACGCCCAAGCUGACGCUCACGCAGGAAGGCUCCAACUCUCCCCGCAGCGUGAGCGACCACUCGCCCAUCGACGACCGCGCCCGCCCGCCAAGCCAGCCUCGGAACCCUGUCGGUCUCGGGCUUGGGAAGCCGAAUGAGGACGAAGACGGCCACUGGGAUGGCCCCCCAAACAAUCACCACACCUCGCCCCCCUCCGCGGCCCAGCGCGCUAUAUCGCUUGCGCAAGAUGGCCGUGAUCGGCCGAGUUCUCUCGCAUCUUCCCACCACGAUCCAUCCGCCCAUGGCCAGCCCCGCUCUCGCAGCGGAUCCCUUGUCUCCCGCGUGACAUCGCGCAUCGGUCCAGCCUCCCCCAAUAGCUUGACGCCAGUCGACAGCAUCGGCAAAUCCAGCAAGAAAUCAAAGAGGCGUAGCAGGAGACGGUCAAUCAACUCGCAAAUGUCGGGCCAUUCCUCCGUCGUUGCAGCCCUUGCAAAAGGCGGACUGCAUAUCGCUUCCGCAACAGGCGAUGAAGCCAUGAUCAAGGCGGCCAAGACGCGCAAGGUCAGCUCAGGAAUGAAGCGCAGUCCCUACCUGACACGUGGAGGCAGGGACAUGGACGAUGAUGAUGACGAUGAAGAGUCUGACGUUGACGAUCUCGAAUUUGACGAUGAAGAGGAUGAUGACAGCGAUUUGGCCGAGGACUUGUCCGUGCUGGGUUAUGCAGUUGCUAGCAACAGACGAAACGCUGAUUUCCACGCCCUCUUCCCGAGUGUGGACGAAGGCGACUACCUCAUAGAUGACUAUGGAUGUGCCCUUUCAAAAGAUAUCUUGGUGCAGGGCCGACUUUACGUGUCUGAAAACUACCUCUGCUUCCAUGCCAACAUCUUUGGCUGGACAACAGACGUGGUCAUACCCUUUGUCGAAAUCAAAAGUAUUGAAAAGAAAAUGACCGCUCUAGUGAUCCCGAACGCCAUCGGUGUCUCCACCGCCAAUGCUCGGUACACCUUUGCAUCUUUCAUCUCCCGUGACACUGUCUACGACGUCAUGAUGAACAUCUGGCGCUUGUGUAAUCCCAACGCCGUCAUGUCUGCACUUUCUCUCUCCGCUACUCCUUCGCGCCCUGGAUCCAUCUCGGGCGAGCCAGCGUCGACUAUCGCAACUGCAACUCCUGGCGGACAAGGCGAAAUCGGCGGCGGACCGGUUGGCGUUCCAGGAGACCAUAAACCAACACAAUGCGCCUGUGGUCGAGACGGCAAACAUUAUCCUGAAACAGCACUGGAAGCCAUCUUCCCCAGUACCCCCGAAAAGGUAUACAACCUCAUGUUUAACAGCAGUUGGCUUCGAACCUUUCUCAGUGACAGCCAAAAUCUCCGUGAUAUAGAAUACUCUGAUUGGCGGCCCAUUUCUCCUUCCUCCCCAAACCUUACACGCUCCCUUUCCUACACUAAACCCCUCAAUGGAUCUAUCGGGCCCAAGCAGACAACAUGCCAUAUUACAGAUUCGCGCGAACACUUUGAUCCAGACCAGUACAUUGUCAUGAUUACCACCACAAGAACACCCGACGUACCGAGCGGUGGAGUCUUCAGUGUCAAAACGAGGACCUGUUUUACGUGGGCUGGGCCAGAGUCAACCAAGGUGCUAGUGACUACAGCUGUAGAAUGGACAGGGAAAAGCUGGAUCAAAGGAAUCAUUGAAAAAUCCGCUAUCGAUGGUCAAAAACAAUACCAUGAUGACCUGAAACUUUCCAUGCUCUCCUACAUUCAAUCUCAUCUCUCUGAAUUCCUUUCCCCCGGUGCAAAACUUGCCGUCGACCAGCCAAACCCGCCCUCGCCACCUCGUACCAACUCUGGCACUGGCUCUGGCAUCAUUUCUGGCGGCACCAGUAGCGAAGCGCAAGAGUAUGCUGCCAAAGCACGCAAGCAAAGACACGAUGCAGAUUGGUGGAAUCUCCAGGCGGGCAUCGAUUCAUUGGUAAGAGGAGGACAGACAAUAGGGGAGGGAUUGAGAGCGUGUAUCGACUCUGUGGCCGAUAUGCUUUUCGACAGUGGUCUGAGCAAGCAAGGUAUACUGUGGAUCUUGAUCGUCCUCCUCGUUUUUUCCAACUUUUACACAUACUUUUACGCCGACACUUCCCGCUCAUCACGCGCUAUAGCGCGUGGGGGUGAGAUAAGAUUCUCUGGGGAAAGAAGGGGACAGCAGCAGCAGCCGUCAAGGUUAAUCUAUGACGAACAAGUGGCUGAAGCCGUGCGUAUGGUUUUGAACCAGCAGAGGACGUUGAUGGAACCGGUCGAGGAAGUGAAAGAGCUGCUGAGGAUUUUGGAUACCGUAGAGGGGAGGAUGUACAGGUUAAGAGAUGAGAUCAGAGGAGUCAUUGAAUAUUCCUCUGCUGUGGGGGAGAACACUGUUUCGAAAGGUGAUGACAUAGAUUAGAUAGUAUCAGAACUGGAUCGGUCCCCCAUGCUCCCCCGUUGUUAGAAAUUUGGUUUUAUUGGAGCUGUAGAAUAGACACAACGUACACAUCUUAACUUGCAUGAUCUGUAAUAUACACGUAUCUACAACGAAUGAUGAUGACACAAAUGAGA
Messenger RNA from Cryptococcus deneoformans JEC21, 2938 nucleotides. RefSeq lists its product as hypothetical. NCBI's taxonomy places the organism in Eukaryota, Fungi, Basidiomycota, Tremellomycetes, Tremellales, Cryptococcaceae. The coding region runs from base 30 to 2786 and encodes 918 amino acids. The record is from RefSeq and is a predicted model, not a curated record. Gene Ontology annotation, biological process: intracellular sterol transport. Gene Ontology annotation, cellular component: plasma membrane; endoplasmic reticulum-plasma membrane contact site; mitochondrion. The transcript is spliced from 5 exons. Gene Ontology annotation, molecular function: sterol binding; sterol transfer activity.